Trichoderma breve is the source of this 579-nucleotide messenger RNA. RefSeq lists its product as uncharacterized. The record is from RefSeq and is a predicted model, not a curated record. The coding region runs from base 1 to 579 and encodes 192 amino acids. Lineage: Eukaryota; Fungi; Ascomycota; Sordariomycetes; Hypocreales; Hypocreaceae. The transcript is spliced from 2 exons.
AUGUUCCUCCAACACGUCACCCUCGUCCUCUUAUCUCGCCGCCAGCAAAAUGGCUCCGUUGGCGGCACUGUUGCCGCGCAAAGGCGUGAUGGGCUGGCCGCUACUGAGUACAACGGCGAAUGCAACGGCGGCGAAUGCAACGCCAUGCCUCGGACCAUACCCUCGAGUCCAUUAGUUCUUCGUAGGCUUCCGGACCACCUGUCCGGAACCGUCCAGUGGGCCAGGAGCCUGGGAAAAGAUACUCCAGAGGUACUUUGGAGCGUGUCCGACACUCUGGGUCCCAACGGCAGAGGUGCCGGAAGACGUGCAGACUCCACAUCGAGAGCCUCUCUCAAGCUCUUAUACAGGGGGUCCCUUGGCCCUGCAACGAGAUGGGCGCAUCACUCUUCAGUCCCGGUCCUGGACACCCCCCUCUGGGCUGUUGCAAGACCCUCGUCCCUUGCCGUGGCGCACAUUGUCUGGAGCUCAUCGACCAGAUUAAUGGGUGGCAUUAGCACUGGUACCCGGCACUGCUCUGUGCAGGGCGGCGAGUCGCCGAUUGGGGGCGAGCCCAGUGUGGCUCGGUUGUUUGGUGAUUGA